Molecule: messenger RNA, 2646 nt
Organism: Plenodomus lingam JN3
Lineage: Eukaryota; Fungi; Ascomycota; Dothideomycetes; Pleosporales; Leptosphaeriaceae
Source: RefSeq, a predicted model, not a curated record
AUGUUGGGUGACAAGAAGAAGUCGAGCCGCAGGUUGUCGAGUAUUUUUUCCAUAGGCUCGUCGUCGGAGUCGCAGGACAGCAAAAGUAGCGGCACCAAGAUCUCCUCCGUCCCUUCGUCCGAGUCGAGCGGUGGACGAUUAACCAAGGUCAAGAAGCGCAUGACCUCUGGAACGCAUCUGACGCCCGAAUCCGCCCAACAGCAGACAGCAGCCGCACCGGCACACAAUGCCUCCCUCUCGCCGCCCAGCAGUCAGUCGGUACCGCCGGUACCACCGGUAGAGCCGGCUGCUUCUCUCCCGCCCGUAAAGCCCCUCGAGUCCCUUGAGCCUCCUGAGCCCCUCGAGCCCCCACCACCCCUCCAAGUACCGUCCCGCAGCUCGUCGCCGUACAACAGCAGGCCUGGCACACCCAGCGGCGAUGCGGGCUCCGAGGGCAAUCUCAAGAAACUGAGGCGCAAGAGUAGGCUUUUUGGAGGGAGCCAGGGCGGCAGUGAGAAUGAGUCUCUUUCAAUGGCAGCGCGUCCAAAGAGCAGCCCUCUGGCAUGGAUUGUCGGGCACAAGGGCAAGGUCGCGUACAGCCUGACGACGCUGCUAAACGGCGAGCCGGUUCCCGAGCUCUGGGAUGACGCAGGCGACACGCUUGUCUACCUCUUUCCUCGCACAUCGAACAAAGGCCCCUCCUUCCGCAUCGACUCUUCCGUCUACGCAUCCUCACAGGCCCUCACCCGUCUGGUCCAUGGCCGUCUCUACAGCGACGCCCAGACUGCGCCGCCCUUCGACCUCGCCGCUAUCGACCGCCCAUCACGGCCUGCCUCGCCGGAUCAGAGCCAGAUUGGAAGCUCGGAUGGGUCCAAGGGUUCGAGGGCGCUCAGUGAUGCUGUCGAAGACGACCACACAGAGAAGCACCUGUACAUGCCCAUUGCCCUCAGCUCCGACUUGGCCUUCACUCCCCAAGAGCCCCAGCUCAACGCCCAGGACACGGACACGUUAGUCGCCUAUCGCAACUUCUUCGCAUUUCUCAUCGGCCAGUCCUUGGUGGCGACGGAGCGUCAUCCGCAUAUUUUCGACAUAUUCCUGCGCAUAGCAGACAUUCUCUCCCACUAUGCCUUCUCCAACGUCGACGGUUCAACCUAUGGCGAGGUGGCUGCCUCCAGCUUUGACUGCUACGUGGAUGAGCUGGCCCUUGCAGACGUCAGGCAUAGCCGGGAGAAGACGCUUGAGGCCAUCGUGCUGGGCGAAAAGAUGCGUUCCAUGUCCCUGUAUACAGAAGGUUUUGUUCACGCUGCGGGCAAGUAUGAGAGCAUCAAAGAACUCGCCUCUCCGAAACACGACAUGAUAAGCCCCAAGACUGCGACACGACUGGCCCGCGCUGCCAUGGACCUGGAAAACCGAGAAGCCGCAAUCAAUGGGAAGCUCAAGGACUUCGAGUUUCCAAAUAUCUUUGCAGGCAUCAUGAAUAGUGCAAUGGCUAGCGAGGGUAAAAUCAUCAGCUUCAAGAAAUGGCGGUCAGCAUUCGGGACCACGAGGUCGUUUGUGAUCGAUUACUACAAGAAUAAAUACGGUUCCUGGCUUCCCAAGGCAAGUUCGAAGAAGAAUACCUUGACAACAAGUGGUCUCAACCGCUUGGUCUUGCUAGACAUUUACCGUGACAUGUCUGACCUGUACGACCUUCUUGUCGAUAGAAAGAACCUCACGAAUCGCACCGCAGAUGGAUUCUUAGCUGAAGAGGAGGACAUGGACGUCGAGUCUGUCGUUCAGCGCGCGAUGAGAAAAGUGCUCAGUGAAUAUGAUCGCAGUACGCCUCCAGUGCAACCGCCCAUUCCCUUCGAUCUACCAUUGUAUCCCACAUCACCAGCCGCCAAAACCGGCGACAAAAAGAAGGACGCAAAAGCGCGUUCCAAGAGGCUGCACAAGGACGAGGUUGCAAAGUUGCUCAAAGAGGCGCAUAAUGUGGAUGCUGACCAAAAGACACCAUUUCUGGAAGCGUUUCGACAAUUCGAGUUCAAGCAAGCUGUUGGCGGUAGCAUUGAGGACUUGUGGGAUCUCCGAGCGGGACAGUGGCUGCUCCUGUAUGCCAUCAUUCAAUCGUUGCCUCUGCUGGUCAUCGACGCUCCCGGGGUCCGCUUCACUGAAGGUGUAGAAUACUUCUUGUGUGAAGUCCCGCGAAGUGGUGUGCCAUGGGGGCGCGAAGACACCACACGAACACGGACCUGGUUUGGUGUCGCGGGAGGAGCCCAAGUUGUCAGCCUACCCACUGACAUUGUCGAGCACGGUGUGGAGGGUGUCUUCCGCCGAUCUCACUGCUGGAAGAAAGCACAGCAAUGGUCGGCAAGCGAUACGGUUUUGACUGCCGCCAUGCAAGAAUUGAAUGCGAACGCAUCACCACUGGCACCUCCGCCGGGCCUACUUGAUCCCUCAACAGCAGGGGGUCAAUCACGAUCGCAUAGCCCCGACAGUCGCCGGGAGAGUGUCAUGAACCUGGGAUUAGAAGCUCUUCCCUUGCCACCUGGCGUUGCACCGCCAUCUGCUAAUUCGCCCAUGUUGAGACCUGCGUCUGCCAGUGACCCAACCAAAACUUUUGACGCAAUCCUCGGUAUCAGUGCCGCACCUCCGAGCCCAAAGUCCAAGAAGAAGAACAAAAAAUGA